Messenger RNA from Parastagonospora nodorum SN15, 126 nucleotides. RefSeq lists its product as hypothetical. Bases 1 to 126 code for a protein of 41 amino acids. Lineage: Eukaryota; Fungi; Ascomycota; Dothideomycetes; Pleosporales; Phaeosphaeriaceae. The record is from RefSeq and is a predicted model, not a curated record. The transcript is spliced from 2 exons.
AUGUCGCGUCCAGGCAAUCGGCAGAGUGAGGCGGAGCGCAUCUUCCGUUCAAAAUUUCUCCCGUUGUUGGAGAUGAAAUGGAUCCUCAAGACCGAGGAGAUCAAAUACUUCGGUCUUUUGGCAUGA